AUGGCUGACGAAAUCGAACCCCAAGAAGAAUUUAUUUCCAAUGAAGAAGUAGAACAAGAAAUCAUCCCUACCACAGACGACGUGGAACCACAGGAAGAGGAAGAUCUCAUUAACGAAGAUGAUAUCCCUAUGGGGGAGGACCAGGAAGAAGAAACCAUGGAGAUUGACAUGGCUAACAACUCCGUCGCUUACUUUGACAAGCACACGGAUUCCGUCUUCACCAUUGCUCAUCAUCCAACAUUACCCCUAGUGGUCACUGGUGGUGGUGAUAAUGUGGCACAUCUAUGGACCUCUCAUUCACAACCUCCUAAAUUCGCAGGAACUUUGGAAGGUCACACAGAAUCUGUUGUGGCUAGUGCGUUCACUCACGAUGGACAAUUCCUUGUCACCGCUGACAUGACGGGGAAAAUCAUGGUUCAUAAGAGUAAUAAGAGUGGAUCUCAAUGGAGUCUGACUUCCACUUUGCAGGAAGUUGAGGAAGUUGUUUGGUUGAAAUGCCAUCCUGUCAUAUCGGGUGUCUUUGCCUUUGGUGCCACCGAUGGGUCCGUUUGGUGUUAUCAAAUCAAUGACAAUGAUGGAUCCGUUGAACAAUUAAUGAGUGGGUUCAUUCAUCAACAAGAUUGUACCAUGGGUGAAUUUAUCAAUAUCGAUCAAGGUGAAAAUGUGUUGGAAUUGGUUACAUGUUCUGUGGAUAGUUCCAUUGUUGGAUGGAAUUGUUUCACAGCUCAACCAACUUUCAAGAUCACUAAGGAUGAAAUUAAGGGACUGGAAGCUCCAUGGGUUUCACUAGCAGUGGCACCUUCCAAGAUGACAAAUGGAAACUCAGGUAUCAUUGCAGCAGGUGCCAAUAACGGUGUCCUUGCCAUCAUUAAUUGUAAUAAUGCAGGUGCUGUCCUUCAGUUAUCUACAGUAAUUGAAUUGAAACCAGAACAAGACGAAUUAGACGCAUCCAUUGAAUCCAUCUCAUGGUCUCAGAAUUUCCCACUAAUGGCCAUUGGGUUAGUAUGUGGUGAAAUCUUAUUAUAUGAUACGUCCAGUUGGAGAGUGAGACAUAAAUUUGUCUUGCAAGAUUCUGUUACUAAACUGAGAUUCGAUGGUAACGAUCUAUUUGCAUCCUGUAUUGAUGGUAAAGUCUACCAAUUUGAUUCAAGGACAGGUCAAGAAAAAUUUGUUUGCACAGGUCAUAAUAUGGGUGUAUUAGACUUCGUAUUAAUAGCGCCUCAAGCAAAUAGUACGACAGGUCUAAGGAGAUUGAUUACUGCAGGUGACGAAGGUGUUUCCUUGAUCUUUGAAGUUCCAAAUUAA
Molecule: messenger RNA, 1305 nt
Organism: Naumovozyma castellii
Lineage: Eukaryota; Fungi; Ascomycota; Saccharomycetes; Saccharomycetales; Saccharomycetaceae
Gene: SQT1
Product: Sqt1p
Exons: 1
Coding region: 1-1305 (434 amino acids)
Source: RefSeq, a predicted model, not a curated record